AGGCUGAGCGCGGCUUUAAGAGCUCAGAAAAGGCAGCGGACAAACACAACUAUCGGAGGUUUUAUUACUUGAUGCUUCUGAAUUCCUUCCGGCUCUGCUGAUCGUUGAUGCUGAAUUUAAUCUCGGAAUACAAGUCUUUUUUUUUCUGGCUUUUAUUCGCUGCAUCAACUGAACGAUGCUGCAGUGAGAGAGGAGCGCACUGAGCGUCUCGGUUUAUUCACAUGUAAAAAGAGAAAGUGUUACGCGUAGACUAUUUAUUUUCGAUCAUUUUGGAGAAAGAAAAAGCUCAGACUUGCUCGGUUCCUGCUUGUUACGGACAACAUGCCGCAGACACCACCUUUCAAGGGGCAGCUGAACACCGGUGGCUACAACAACAAUUUGUACGAGACCAAGGAGGAAGGCUACCUCGGCCUUUAUUAUCAUGACAACAACCUAGCGUCUGGCUCCCUGGAGGCCCUCAUUCACCACCUGGUGCCAACUAUGGACUAUUAUCCAGACAGGACAUAUAUCUUCACCUUCCUGCUCAGUUCUCGCCUCUUCAUCCACCCGUACGAACUUAUGUCCAAAGUGUGCCACCUGUGCAUUGAGCAGCAAAGACUUAGCGAUCCUCAAGCAGAUAAGCUGAGACUCAGAAAGAUCACUCCAAAAAUUCUCCAGCUGCUGACAGAGUGGACGGAAACUUUUCCCUAUGACUUCAGGGAUGAGCGGACGAUGCGCAGCCUGAAGGAGCUGACCCACCGGCUUGCCAGCGGAGACGAGGUAUACAAGAAGGCAGUGAGCCAGAUGAGCCAGGGUCUGAUCAGGAGGUUGACGGUGCUCAGCCAGUAUGAGGAGGCGCUGGUCAAGAUCAAUGCAACUGCGGCUGAGCGGCUAACAACUUUGAAGGCGAAACCCCAGGCAGCAAUCCAAAGAGGCUUGCUCUCUAUUUGCAAUGACCCCUUCACUGUCGCCCAACAGCUCACACACAUAGAGCUGGAGAGACUGAGUUACAUCGGACCUGAAGAAUUUGUUCAGGCUUUCGUCCAUAAAGACCCUCUGGAUCAUGACAAGAACUGCUUCAGUGAUCGCAAGAAGGCCAGCAACCUGGAAGCCUACGUUGACUGGUUCAACAGACUCAGUUAUUUGGUGGCCACAGAGAUUUGUUUGCCUGUGAAGAAAAAGCACCGAGCUCGAGUCAUCGAGUUCUUCAUCGACGUGGCGCGUGAAUGCUUCAACAUCGGCAACUUUAACUCCCUCAUGGCCAUCAUAUCUGGGAUGAACAUGAGCCCAGUGUCCCGGCUGAAGAAAACCUGGAGUAAAGUCAAAACAGCCAAGUUUGACAUCUUAGAGCAUCAGAUGGAUCCUUCAAGCAAUUUCUACAACUACAGAACAGCACUGAGAGGAGCCACCCAGAGAUCCAUCACAGCCAACAGUAGCAGAGAGAAGAUUGUUAUCCCUUUCUUCAGUCUGCUCAUUAAAGACAUCUACUUUCUCAACGAGGGAUGCUCUAGCCGGCUCCAGAACGGCCACAUCAACUUCAUGAAAUUCUGGGAACUUGCCAAACAAGUGAGUGAGUUCAUGACUUGGAAGCAAGUAGAGUGCCCGUUUGAGAAGGAUCGCAAGAUCCUGCAGUACCUGCUGACCGCUCCUGUGUUUACAGAAGAUGCUCUGUAUCUGGCAUCGUAUGAAAGCGAAGGACCUGAGAACAACAUGGAGAAGGACAGAUGGAAGUCUCUGAGAUCCACUCUGCUGAGCAGAGUUUAGAGCUGAAGAAACGCAGAGGGAAGACAAACCCAACAGGUGGGACGCAACCUGUCGACACUGCUGUUCUCCAAGCGAAGUAUCCCGAUCUCUGAUGGGAAACGACAAUCUCUCCUCAGACUGUGGAGGACUUUGAAUGUCUCCCUCCCCAGCACUGAGCUGUGCUACCCACCACCACCCACAACCCUCGGCCCUCCCUGCUGUAUAUUUUAGGACAGCUGUUUUUUCAUCUCUUUGUAUGACUUUAUAGUCGUUUUGUUAAAGACACACUACAGACCUUCAAAGUAAGAAGGUUAAUUUUUCUCUGUGUGAAGGUGUUGGGGCUUGUUGCGCCCCCUGCUGUUUUUAAUACUUUUAUUAUUGUGUAGCUGCUGGUCGGCUGACACAACAGAUACGCUACACUUCUUCUGGUUCCUGAUGCCUGCACUCUGUACGAAGAAGCUAAACCUGAACUCUGUAGUUCAUUAAGAUAACAUUAUUUGUCCGGUUCUCCAGUUCAUUUUUCAUUAUUUUCCUUUUUUUCUCAUUCCAUAUCUUUUGAUUUUGAGUCUGACAGUCUGGUUGUGAUGUGUUUUUAAAAAUGCACUGGCUGUAUUUAAAAAGACGUGUCUGCUAUUUGUUUUUGUUGAAACUUUUCAAAAUAGGAAGCAACAUUUAAAAUUGUGGCUGAAUGUCAGUGUGGGUAAAUUGUUAGAGGAAGGCUGUUUGAAAGUGGCCCCCCGCUGCUGAGGUAACGUGCUGCCUCCUGGUGGUCGGUUCAGAAAACUGAAUUUGUUUUGCGUGUUUGAAAAUGUUACAUAUUUGUUUUAUUUAUAAAUGUGUGUGUUAUCAUUUUAUUAUUUAAUUUUGUACUAGAUACAUGACAUUGUUAAAUGUGAUUAGCUGUCAGAUGUUUGCUUGGAUAUUUUUAUGAAACACUUUGUUUUCAAGGUACCAGGUCAGAGGAUGAAGUUAAAUGUGUUUUUUGACUGAUGUCUGCUUUGCCUUGACUAUUUCCACACAGAGUUAUGUUUUCAUUAUUUGUGUUUGUGUCACUCUCUCACUCUCUCCGUUUUAAUGAUCCAUUUGUAUUUGUACCACUGAAACAGAAUAGAGAAGCAGUUUAAAACUGAUUUAGUUGUGUUAAAAAGAAAGCUAAUAAAUAGUUUUUCCUCAUCAAA
Messenger RNA from Girardinichthys multiradiatus, 2900 nucleotides. RefSeq names its product RasGEF domain family, member 1Ba (gene rasgef1ba). Gene Ontology annotation, biological process: positive regulation of GTPase activity; Ras protein signal transduction. Gene Ontology annotation, cellular component: plasma membrane. NCBI's taxonomy places the organism in Eukaryota, Metazoa, Chordata, Actinopteri, Cyprinodontiformes, Goodeidae. Bases 322 to 1743 code for a protein of 473 amino acids. Gene Ontology annotation, molecular function: guanyl-nucleotide exchange factor activity. The record is from RefSeq and is a predicted model, not a curated record. The transcript has 14 exons.